GGUCGCCAACAGCUGCCGCAUGACGCUGGCCAUCCCGGCGCGGCUUCAUCAACAACGCACUUGGCCGGAGGCAAUCUUGUCCUGACCACUUGAUCGCAAGGCCACACGGGCGGUGAACAUGCCUGCACGACGACUCCAGCCGAGUCGCGAAUUCCACGUUGUGGUGCUAGGAGCAGGCGGUGUCGGCAAGAGCUGCCUCACUGCCCAAUUCGUCCAUAAUGAGUGGGUGGAAAGUUAUGACCCUACCAUUGAGGACUCGUACCGCACCCAGCUACAGGUCGAUGGCCGCCAGGUCGUGUUGGAGAUCCUUGACACAGCAGGCACAGAACAGUUUGUGGCCAUGCGUGACUUGUACAUGAAAACGGGGCAAGGGUUCUUGCUUGUGUUCAGCAUCACAUCACAAGCGUCCCUCGAUGAGAUUGCGAGCUUGCGAGACGAGAUCAUUCGCAUCAAGGACGACGAAAGCGUGCCAAUUGUCAUUGUAGGCAACAAGGCCGAUCUGGAGGAGAACCGACAGGUACCUCGCGCGAGGGGCUUUUCCGUUUCGCAAAGGUGGGAGGCGCCGUACUACGAGUCGAGUGCCAGGACGAGGACCAAUGUUGAAGAGUGCUUCAUCGACCUCUGUCGGCAGAUGCUUCGGCGGGAGGACGAGGGCGGCGCGGAAGAUUCGCCAACCCACAAGCCGGAGCAUUCUGCGUACGACUCUCACAAGCGCAGGCGGAGGAGACGGCUGCGCGACGGGCAGCGAUGCGUCGUGCUCUGAGGACGACAAAGCAUGAUGGGACAUGAGAUUGGGAACAUACAGGACGGACGCGGAUCUCACGAUCCAGGGUAACGAACGAUUAGCGAAUGCCAGGCACAACAACAGCGAGUUUGUAUUCCUUUCACGAUAGACAGAGCGCAGACUGCCUCGUGCUAUGUACACUUUACAUAUGAGACCCCCCAG
Messenger RNA from Emericellopsis atlantica, 946 nucleotides. Its product is annotated as ras family-domain-containing protein. Gene Ontology annotation, biological process: signal transduction. NCBI's taxonomy places the organism in Eukaryota, Fungi, Ascomycota, Sordariomycetes, Hypocreales, Bionectriaceae. Gene Ontology annotation, cellular component: plasma membrane. Gene Ontology annotation, molecular function: GTP binding; GDP binding; GTPase activity. The coding region runs from base 119 to 763 and encodes 214 amino acids. The transcript has 5 exons. The record is from RefSeq and is a predicted model, not a curated record.